Trichosurus vulpecula (common brushtail) is the source of this 2782-nucleotide messenger RNA. RefSeq names its product serine peptidase inhibitor, Kunitz type 1 (gene SPINT1). Gene Ontology annotation, molecular function: serine-type endopeptidase inhibitor activity; protein binding. The coding region runs from base 1 to 1791 and encodes 596 amino acids. The transcript has 11 exons. The record is from RefSeq and is a predicted model, not a curated record. Lineage: Eukaryota; Metazoa; Chordata; Mammalia; Diprotodontia; Phalangeridae.
AUGUCCGGCCCCGCCCCGACCUGGUGGCCGCUGACUCAGUUUCACCUGAAACUCUGCGGGAGGCGGCGGCCUCGGUCCGAAGGGCUCAGGGUUUGGGAAGGAUUAGGCGGCCAUCAGGGUCUCUCCAGGGGCACCGGGAACGGCCCAACCCCGCGCCAUUCACCUGCGCAGGUAACUAAGGGAGGUCCAAACACCUUCGGAACACAGAGCUACGCUAGAAAGGUGAACCUCCUUGGGAGGAAGGUGAUCCUCCCCAGGAGGAAGAUGACCCCCAGCUGCUGCCCCGAGGCCUGGAUCACUACUACCCUGUGGCUGUUGGUGACGUCCAGCCUUCCAGAUACAGUGACUGGGCAGCCACCUGUGCCCCCUGGGAAACCGGGUGGCCCUUUCUGUUUGGAACAGUUUACAGUUGGGGUACCAGACUUUGUACUGGACACAGACGCAUCCGUUAGCAAUGGGGCUACUUUCUUGGGCUCUCCCGUGGUGCGUAGGGGUUGGGAUUGUGUCCGUGCCUGCUGCACCACCCCAUUCUGCAACCUGGCCCUGGUGGAACAGCAGCCAGAUGGGGGCGAGGACGCCAUCAAUGCCUGCUUUCUUCUCAACUGCCUGUACGAGCACACGUUCGUCUGCAAAUUCUCCAGAAAGGAGGGUUUCAUUAACUACCUUACCCAGGAUUUAUACAAGUCCUAUCGAGAGCUGAGGAAGCAAGGCUUCGGAGGAGCUCGACUUCGGAUUGGCAUGGAAUUGAAGGUGCAACCUCAGGAGCCCCUGGUGCUCCGGGACACAGAAUCCACUGAGUGGCACCUUGUCCGGGGAGAUACCAAUGUGAAGGUGGAGAAAAAGGAGCCGGAUGAGGUAGAGCUCUCACAGCUAAAAGAGGGGAUGUACGUCUUUCAGUUGACUCUGAAGGAGCCUGACCAAAAGCAGGAUACUGCCAACUUAACUAUCAUUGUCCUGUCACCUAAGCAGACAGAAGAACACUGCCUGGCACCUAAGAAGGUGGGCCGUUGCCGAGGCUCUUUCCCCCGAUGGUACUAUGACCCCACUGAGCAGCUCUGCAAAAGUUUUGUCUAUGGUGGUUGCCUUGGCAACAAGAAUAACUACCUUCGGGAAGAGGAGUGCAAGAUGGCCUGCAGAGAUGUGCAAGGUCCUUCGAUCCAAAGGCAUCAGCCAGUGUGCCCCGGGCACUGCCAGCCUUUCCAGUUCCGCUGUCAUGAUGGUUGUUGCAUUGAUGGCUUCAUGGAGUGUGAUGACCUGCCUGACUGCCUGGAUGCUUCAGAUGAGGCUGCUUGUGACAAGUAUACUGCAGGCUUUGAUGAGCUCCAAAACACCCACUUUCCCAGUAACAAAGAACACUGUGUAGAUUUGCCAGACACAGGGCUGUGCACAGAAAGUAUACCUCGAUGGUACUAUAACCCCUUCAGUGAGCGCUGUGAUCUCUUCACUUAUGGAGGUUGUGAAGGCAACAAAAAUAACUUCCUGGAUCAGGAAACGUGCCUCAAGUCCUGUGAAGGCAUCUCCAAGAAAGAUGUGUUUGGCUUGCGGCGAGAAUCCCCGAAUCCACACACAGGUUCUGUGGAGGUGGCUGUGGCCGUGCUCCUGGGGACCUGUAUCGUGAUUGUAGUGGCCAUCCUAGGCUAUUGCUUCUUCAAAAACCAUUUGAACAGAAGCCUCCGACGCCAUCACCCCCUCCAUCACCACCAUCCUCCCCCUACACCAGGCAGCUCCACAAUCUCCACCACUGAGGACACGGAGCACUUGGUCUACAACCACACCACCAGACCCCUCUGAGCCAGGGGCUUCCCUGGGUACUGUGGGCCACGAGUUCUGGCCAGCUCUAACAACCUUAUCCCCCCUACUUAGUUUCUGUCCCCAUUAAGAAUGGAGAGCCAGACAACUCCACAAUCUCCACCACUGAGGACAUGGAGUACUUGGUCUACAACCACACUACGAGACCCCUCUGAGCCAGAGGCUUCACUGGGUAUUGUGGACCACGAGUUCUGGCCAGCUCUAACAUGACCUAGCCCCCAUCCUUAGUUUCUAUUCCCAAUCAGAAUGGAGGGCGGGGCAGAGAAAGAUUGGGCUUAGGGUCCUUCCCCCUCUGUUCCCUAUCUCCAUUCUGCCUUGGAGCGCAAAUCUCCUGCCCUGCCUUGGCAGAGUUGCCUUGGCCCUGGGUCUAGAAACACAGCUGGCGCUGCAAGAGACUUGAGUAGGCAAGAGGAGACAGCAUGCCCCUGUUCAGAAGGUCCUAUCAACUGCUUGGGACUAGAGAAAGUUGAAUUCUCUUUCCUUUUCAAAACGGUCUGUGAUUCUACCCUUUCUCCGUACUUCCCCAGAGCUUUCGGCUCACCGAAGGGUAGAGGAGGGGAAGUGGCACUGUGACAUCAAGGUGGGGCAAGAGCUGCCCCCACCCCUGGGUCUGUCCCUUCCUUCCUCAUUACCUCAUUAUGCUUAAGUUCCCUUCCCCCACCCCCUCCCAGUCAAAGAGACUGGGCACCACCCUUCUGGGGCCUGUACAUUUGUGCUAUAAAGUUUGUUUUUGUUUAUUUAACGAGUAGAGACUGGAGACUAUGUCUCUAUGUCCCUCUCUGUAGCCCUGCUUCUUCUCUUCUGGGCCUGAACAGGGGUGGUAACUUUUGUACCUGAAGGGCUGGACUUGAGCGUGACGACGUAGAAGGGCUGAGGGGGUGAGGAUGUUAAAAGUUGCCUCCACCUUCCAUUAGUCUCUUCCUCCAUGAAGGGAUGACUCCCCCAGGGGAGUCAUCAUCCCCCACUGCCCGGU